CCAUCCAUACGCUCAUUGAGGGCUCUUUGAAUCAGCCAACUACCUCAAAACUUUAGUCCUCUUCUUGUCUUCCAUUUCCAUCACCACACUCACUGCUCCGAGACUGCACCCUCUCCGGCCAGCUACAGCGUCUCUCUCACCAGUUUCCGGCUCAAACAUGGUGCCCAAGAGGGGCUAGACUUGAGCCCAACGCAACACUAUCUCAACGUGGCGGUGGGUCUGCCCAGUUUUUCCUCCAAAAGAUCUCAAAUGGGUUGCUGUGUGAGCUCCGGCAAGCCAUCAGCUGCACACAAACACCACCAGUCUCUGGUGUCCGAUGCCAAUGAAAACAGAGCUUCCCAUCCUUUAGCCGAAGAAGAGACCGUCAAAGAAGUGCUCUCCGAGACCCCGAAACCCAAGCCUCCGCAACAAGACUACCAACCCACGUUACCCACCACCAAACCGGUCUUCGACAACGUCAAAGACAACAAGAGCAACGACGACGAGGAGGACAAGAUCGACAAAAUUCACUCGCCCAUCAAUGCCGCCACAGACAACGACGUCUCCGAGCUCUCCGAGGUCUACAGCGUGAGCGAGAGCGUGUCCACUACAACCACCAAGAGAGACGAAGACGAGGAGGUCCGUCAGAGAGUGCACAGAUCGUCCCCUGCGAGAGCGCCGCAGAGGAGCCGAGCUCAAACUGGGGACUUGGGGGCCAAGAGAGAGAGGCUUCUCGGGAAGUCUCCGACCCGGAGACCCGAUCAGUCUCCGGGUCGGUUUAAUUCCGGGUCGGUCCGGCUUGUUCACGGCAGAGAACCCAUCUCUGGGCGUGGGUUGAGGGCCGCUGAGCCACCCCAGCCCCGUCGGGACCCUUAUGGGGAGGCGUCCAGCAGGCGGUCCAGGUCGCCGGCGACCCGUGUGGACAAUGGGCCGAAUAGAUCCGUCAUGGGUCGGAGCCCGUCUGCCAGGAGAACGAACAGGUCUCCGAGUCGGGUCAAAUCGGCUCCGACUGAGACUAACACCCGGAAAAUGGAGCAGACCAAGAAUGAUAUCGAUAAUGGCACGGAGGGUAAGUGGCCGACUACCACGACAACGACGAGGACCACCAAUGAGUCCUUGGAUAACCCACUUGUGUCCUUGGAGUGUUUCAUUUUUCUCUGAUUUUUUUUUUUUUUUUUUUUUUUUGUAAAUAAUUUUAAUUUUAGUAUAAAAGGUCAAUCUGGGGAUUUGGAAGGAUUUUGUCUAUCAGUGGGUUGGGUGAUAACUGAUAAGGAGAUGACACAGUCUGUGUCUGAAUUGUCACAGAAACGCCAUUAAAUUGACCUCUGUUUACUUUUA
Messenger RNA from Alnus glutinosa, 1317 nucleotides. RefSeq lists its product as uncharacterized. Bases 250 to 1140 code for a protein of 296 amino acids. The record is from RefSeq and is a predicted model, not a curated record. The transcript has a single exon. Lineage: Eukaryota; Viridiplantae; Streptophyta; Magnoliopsida; Fagales; Betulaceae.